CGCGCGCACAGCACCGGGCGCAGCCGCCGCCGCCGCCUCAGCCGCAGCAGCGCCGAGACCGCCGCGCCCUCCUCGUCCUCCUCCUUCUCCUCCUUCCUCCUCCUUCUCCUCCUCCCGGAGCCCGCAGCCUCCUCGCCCCUCUCCCCCCAGGACCCCGCGAAGAUGGUGGACCGCGAGCAGCUGGUGCAGAAGGCCCGGCUGGCCGAGCAAGCCGAGCGAUACGACGACAUGGCGGCCGCCAUGAAGAACGUGACGGAGCUCAACGAGCCCCUGUCCAACGAAGAGAGGAACCUGCUGUCCGUGGCCUACAAGAACGUGGUGGGGGCGCGGCGCUCGUCCUGGCGAGUCAUCAGCAGCAUCGAGCAGAAGACCUCUGCUGAUGGCAACGAGAAGAAGAUCGAGAUGGUCCGCGCCUACCGCGAGAAGAUCGAGAAGGAGCUGGAAGCCGUGUGCCAGGAUGUGCUGAGCCUGCUGGACAACUACCUGAUCAAGAACUGCAGCGAGACGCAGUACGAGAGCAAAGUCUUCUACCUGAAGAUGAAAGGGGACUAUUACCGCUACCUGGCCGAGGUGGCCACCGGCGAGAAGAGGGCGACCGUGGUGGAGUCUUCGGAGAAGGCCUAUAGCGAAGCCCACGAGAUCAGCAAGGAGCACAUGCAGCCCACCCACCCCAUCCGGCUCGGGCUGGCCCUUAACUACUCGGUUUUCUACUACGAGAUCCAGAACGCGCCGGAGCAGGCCUGCCACCUGGCCAAGACGGCCUUCGACGACGCCAUCGCCGAGCUGGACACCCUCAACGAGGACUCCUACAAGGACUCAACGCUCAUCAUGCAGCUCCUCCGCGACAACCUAACGCUCUGGACGAGCGAUCAGCAAGACGACGACGGCGGAGAAGGCAACAACUAGACCCCCCCGAUGGACUGGCAGCCGCACGCUGAUGCUAACUACUGCAGUCUUUAUUUUUUUCCCACGAGUGGGGGGGGGUCCGGGGUGGGGGAGGGAAAGGGAGGGGACACCUUCCCAGGGAGGCCCCCCACAACCUGUCUUUGAUUGCCUCGUUGACAUUUUUGCCAAAACACCACUAGUGGAAGUCAGGCUGGCUGUGCUGGUAUGGAAUAGCAGCCUCACUGGCAUAUGGACUGUUCUGUAGAUUAUUAAUACAAGUGGAGCUGUCUUUAAUUUAACUUUAUUGCUAGAAAUAAAAAAAAAAAAGGGUUUUAAGACGAAUUUGCGUGGAUGGAAUGGCCCUCAUUUGGAAGGAAAGCAACGCAAAAACAUUUGGAAAAAAAAAAAAAGGGGAGUUCUGUGGUUCCAGUAAGGCUUCGAGCGUUUGUUUCCGCAGCCCAGGUGCCGUGUGCCCGCACCACGUCGCGGGGCCUCUCUCUGCAGCUCUGCCUGCAAAUCCCCAAAUUGAGAAGGAAUUAAAAAUAAAACCAACAAAACUAAGAUAUUUGGGGCUUGCAAAGCCCUGGGAUUUAGGCCAUCCAAUCUUUUUUUUUUUUUCUUUUUUUUUUUUUCCCUUUUUUUUUUUUUUUUUUUUGGUUGAGAUAUUUAUUAGGGUAGCUUACAGUAUUAACACUAAAUUGCAGUUUACAGUAUUUCUACAUUACAGCCAUAUGACAUCAAGCCUUUGAUUGUCUGUUUUUCUUUCUUUUGCUAGUUCUUUUGGCUUGCCUUCCUGAGCAGUCCUCGCCUGUGGACUGGCUUUAGCUAUUCUGUGUCGCCCAAGGCAAGAAGACUGCCCGCCCGAGGAACAUCAAAGCUGCUCUAGUUUUUUGGUCAACAGCUUAACAGGUGCUUGGCUAGCGGCUGUUUCAACUAUUUUAAGUCCACAGCAAAAGGUUUAAGAACUUAAUUAGACAAAGGGGGAAGUGUUUAAACUUAAAAAAAAAUGCCACUUAAAUAAAAAACAAUAAAAAAAUAUUAAAAAAAAAGAGCAUUCAGGUCUGUAUGUCAUGUACUGUGUUUGGUAUUUCAAAAGACCAUCCUGAUUUAAGGUGCCACAGCUGCUUCCUCAGGGAUUGCACUGCCAUUUCACUCUGCCUGACUUUCUCCCACUGUACCAUGAGGUUUGUCAGCAGAUCUCCAGCACCCAGGGCUCCCUUGUUUGUCACCAGGGAAGCCGGGUGUGUUUUCCUUUCUCCUGGGGAAGCUUGUGGUGUAAUGAGUGAACUUCAGGAGCUUAGACACUAAUUUGGUAGAGAAAUUCCUCAAGGGAAGAGCUACAAUCAUAGACAUUUCUGUCCACCAUCGGGAGCCCAGGAACUUAGUUCUCUUCUUAGCAAAAUCUUUUCUCAGUCUGUCUGAUCCGGCCGGGGGUGGGAGUUGGGGCAUCUGAAUUGCUUAGCAGGUACUACUUACCCCAUUUUGAGUAAGUUUAGCUUUAAUUUUGAUUUUUUUCCAUGGUUGUCGGAGGUUCAGUGCUGUUGUCUG
This is a messenger RNA of Melozone crissalis (California towhee), 2433 nucleotides long. RefSeq names its product tyrosine 3-monooxygenase/tryptophan 5-monooxygenase activation protein gamma (gene YWHAG). Lineage: Eukaryota; Metazoa; Chordata; Aves; Passeriformes; Passerellidae. The transcript is spliced from 2 exons. Bases 163 to 906 code for a protein of 247 amino acids. The record is from RefSeq and is a predicted model, not a curated record. Gene Ontology annotation, cellular component: cytoplasm. Gene Ontology annotation, molecular function: protein kinase C binding. Gene Ontology annotation, biological process: signal transduction.